AUGGAGAGAAUUAGUCCAUUCUCAACCGAGCUGGACUUCGUGGACCUCGACGUCGACUUUCACUACAACCUUCUCGGUGUCCCACAGUCGAGCACGACACUUUUCCACAAGCCCCGAAAGGUCGAAAAGGCGAGCCUUCUCUACACUCUCAGCGAUAUCGGCGUACUCGGCGCCCGGGGCGGUUUCUUGCGCGCCGGCGACGGCCAGAGCUGGCUCUGCAGCGCUUAUGGCAACUCUGUUCACGCCUGGGACGCAUUUACGGGGCGGAACACUUGGUGGAUGGAUUUUGCCGGUGAGAUAAAGGAUUUAGAAAUACUCGAGGUGACGGAGGAUGGGCGCAAGGACGUCCUUGUUCUCUUCGAGGAGGCAGGGUCUACAGUUGUUCGGCGCCUGCGAGGCGACAGCGGCCAGGUCGUAUGGGAGGCUAGCGACUCUGGAAAGGAUAUCCCUCUCCAGGUUUCCACCAACAUCGAAUCCGUCUACUCCGUUAGCUUGCACGAUGUUACGUUUGUCGGCUCAAACUCGGCGGCCCCGAUCAUUGCGUGGACCGACGCAUCUGUCUCGAAACUCCGCGUCAAUGUCAUUGGCACGAAGAACAAGCUCGAAUUUCCCCUUGCCCCGGAUGCCGUGAGCGUGGACGUUCAUGCGCCUCAUCAAGUUCAAUCGAAUCCGCACUUUUUGGUGCACACACGGACCAAAACAGGCAACCGUGCGGAGGUGUACCAUGUCAAUCUCAAGAACAACGACGUCUCCAAAGCCUACGAGUUGCCCCAUCUUCCCGGCCUCGGCGCAGUCUCGACUAGCACUGACGGAUUGAACGUCUAUUUCACCCGCAUCACGGAGGAGGAGAUUAUCCUUGUUGACUCCACCUCCCAUGGAGUUCUCGGAAAAAAGGGGGAUAAGUUUGCCGUCCGCUCUGCUAUCACCACCACCUCGGACGAAUGGACGCUUGUCAGGAAUGGCGACGUGGUUUGGGCUCGACCUGAAGGCAUGAGUGCCGCUGUUGCUGCUGCUUGGGCCGAGAUUCCCGAAACGGAGAGCCUUGCCAAGCUACUUGAAGAGGAAGCACACACCAACCCACUUUCCGCCUACAUCAGCCGAGUCACGCGCCACAUUAAUGAUCUUCAGUAUCUCCCCGACUACCUAGCUAGCCUACCAUCGCGCUUUAUCGGCAGCAUUUUGGCCAAUCAUGGAAAGGUACUUUGGUCAAAGAAGGCGGUUGAUCUCCCCAAGGGCCAGUCGUGGGAGGUGAGUGGAAUCCUCGUCAACGAGGUAGAGGGUUUGGUCGAGGUUGUAGGCUCUCACGGAGAUGUCACGGUUGCUAAGCCUGAUAGCGGAGAUAUCGUCAACUUCACGCCUCCCCAUGCCGAGGCCGUCUUCUCUCACGUUGCUCGUAUUGAGAGCGCUACAGGCCCUAGGCUGUUGACCGUGGGGGUAGACGGAACUAUCGAGGGCCUGUUGCCCGGGAGCACCUUUAACCAGACCCUUGUUCUACGCGGAGCGGGUGGCGAGCUCAAGGGCAUUAAGCUGAGCCCGGACGGCACUACUGCCAAGCAAACUACAUCUUGGGUCUUCACCCUCCGGCGGUAUCUCAACCCGAAUGCGCUCCUUGUCGCUGCUACGGACAAGACAAAGUCGACCCUCACAACAUAUGUCCUAGACUCGGUCUCGGGCGAGGUUCUAUCUUCUGCGUCGUACGAAGGCGUUGACGCUACCAAGCCCAUUGACUGCGUCAUGUCGGAGAACUGGUUUGCCUGCACAUUUUUCGGGCAUUACACUGUUCGAGACGGGACCAACCGGGUCAUCAAAGGAUAUCAGAUUUCGGUGACGGAUCUUUACGAGUCGGAAGUUUCAAAUGACCGCGGGCCACUGGGCGACGCGGCCAAGCGACCCGUUGGGCGGGACCCGACCAAGGAGGAGAUGGAAGCGGAAGGCCUCGCACGAUAUGCACCCCAGCUUGAACUCGACCCCCGACUUAUCAUUAGCCACGUCCGCGACGUGAUUGGGGUGAAGGAGAUUCUCGCGUCACCAACCAUCGUCGAGAGCACGAGUCUAAUCCUUUCCUACGGAAUUGACGUGUUCGCGUCGAGGGUCACGCCCAGCCUUCAGUUUGAUGUGUUGGGUAGAGAGUUUAACAAGCUGGCCCUUCUCGGUACGGUAGGCGCCCUUGCACUUGCAGUCAUGGCGCUCAAGCCAAUGGUACGAAGGAAACAAACGAACCAACGCUGGGAGGCACCAUCGUAG
This is a messenger RNA of Parascedosporium putredinis, 2244 nucleotides long. The record is from the annotation of a GenBank genome assembly. Lineage: Eukaryota; Fungi; Ascomycota; Sordariomycetes; Microascales; Microascaceae.